Molecule: messenger RNA, 1056 nt
Organism: Cyclospora cayetanensis
Lineage: Eukaryota; Apicomplexa; Conoidasida; Eucoccidiorida; Eimeriidae
Exons: 8
Coding region: 1-1056 (351 amino acids)
Source: RefSeq, a predicted model, not a curated record
AUGCCUCAGCCGGAGACUCGUGGGAUUGCCCCAAUCGCGAUCGAGCCGGUGGCAGAGCUACUCCCACAGACAGAAGCUCUGAAGGCUCUCCUUCAGCAGAAACGAGAACAGGAACGACUGCAAGAGCAAGAAGAAGGCGAGCGUCUGCAGGACCAACGACUAAGAGCCUUGGAACUCAGGCGGCAGGAUGAGUUGCUGCGGAAGAGCAAGAUGCAGCGGAAAAUGCUGCGGGAUGCUCAAGAGCGGCAACGCCGAGAGGAAGAAGGAAGGUCACGACAGGACCCCAGCUUUACGUCUUUUUUGCGCCUUCGAAGGUGUGCAGAAAGCAGGGACGGCGAGAUCGCGAGCCACUGCAGAUUAUCAGGAGGAAAAAACUUCCCUACGCAUCUCUCCAUGGGGGCUUUGAGCCUUAACGCAAUACAGAUAAGGAUACUCCUAAGGGAGGUCCUCGCUGAAACAAGCGAAAUCGAGGAACUCGAUCUCGGUCGAGCCAAUUUGACAGAUGAUGACGGUCCUGGGAUUUGCAGUGCCUUGCGUUGCUUGAGAAAUCUCAAGACGCUCUCUCUUGAGUCAAACCACCUGGGUGCAUCUACGGCCAUUGCUUUGAGGAAAUACUUGGAGGCUGGAGGUUUACUCCUAGUUGAGAGUCUCCGCAACAACAGCACACUGGAGUCUCUUGAUAUCUGCAGCAACGCCCUAACCCCCGAGCAACACCGGCUCUUGGGAGAUAUAGUGGGAGCAAAUCGUCGGCGUUGGAAUGCCAUGAGGGACAGGGAGACUAUGGAAAGGGCCCUAAUGGCUCGCGAGGAAGCCGACACCAAGGCGUUUAAUAUGGAGCUCGAGGGUUUAAGGAUGGCCGUCGAGGGAAGCGAGAGCCGCAGCCUUGCCAGAGAAGCCGCAAUGUUCGCCCAGUGGGAAAGACGACGUCAUCAGGAAGCGGAGGAGCACGCAGAAGCUGUUGCUGCGUUGCAGCAGGCGUACGAGGACCGCAAGGCGGCUGCUCAGAAGUCGAAAGCUGGUAAGAGGCAAAAGAAGAAAAAGCGGUUCCCAGCAUGA